Messenger RNA from Monoraphidium neglectum, 4341 nucleotides. RefSeq names its product Histone-lysine N-methyltransferase ASHR1. Lineage: Eukaryota; Viridiplantae; Chlorophyta; Chlorophyceae; Sphaeropleales; Selenastraceae. Gene Ontology annotation, molecular function: S-adenosylmethionine-dependent methyltransferase activity; protein binding. The transcript is spliced from 8 exons. Bases 1 to 4341 code for a protein of 1446 amino acids. The record is from RefSeq and is a predicted model, not a curated record.
AUGUCGACCCCUGUUCUGCCCCCCAUCACGUCAAGGGAGUACAUGAUGGGUGGCGGCGGCGGCGGCGGCGAUGGAGGAGCGGGCAUUGACGUGCGGCAGGCCGCGCUGCUGCUAGCGCGCUUCGCCUGCAACGCCCACACCGCGUGCGACGAGGAGCUGCGGCCCUAUGGUGUGGGGCUGUACCCGCUCGGGGCUAUGGUGAACCACGGGGACAGCCCAAACGCGGUGCAGGGGUUCAGGGGGGCGGACAUCGAGUUCAGGGCGCUGAGGGCCAUCUCGCCUGGCGAGGAGGUGACCAUAGCCUAUGUGGAGCUCGCGACGCCGCGAGUCGAGCGCCAGCUGCAGCUGCGGCGGCAGUACUUCUUCGACUGUGAUGCAUCCCUUGCGGCGGGCGGCGCACACGAGCCCAGCGGUUGCGGCGGCGGCGACGACGGCGGCCGCGAGACAGGCGGCGGCAGCACGCGAUUGGGUAGCGGCGGCGCAGCUGGCGGAAGUGAUAGGGACGGCCGCGGAGAGAAUGCAGCUGACGGGGGCGGCGGUGGCAUCGCUGAGGUGGCCACAGGCGCCGUCGGGCACGCAGCUGGAGGCGCGCUUGUGUGGGGCGCAGCGCCCGCUCGGUCUGAUCUGCUAGAGCCGCCUGAGGGGGCAGGCGGCGGCGGCGGCGGCGGCUUCUGGCUACACUGCUUUGGCCCGUCCCCGCGGCCGCCCUGGCGGGAGGAUCCCCCUGAUGCCGCGAUGUGCGAGGUGCUACUGCCGCCGCCGGCCGCGGGCGGCGCCGGCGCGGCGCUGCCGGGGGGCAUGCUGCUGCUGCUGCAGGGCGGCGAGGGGGGCGAGGGCGGCGGGGAGGAUGGAGGCCUCGGGCCGGCGAGCGGCAGCUUCCCAACGGGGCCGGGGGCUGGGGACGACGAGGAGGGCGGAGGGGCGUCACCAACGCCGGCAGCGGCGGCGGGCGAAGCGGCCCAGGGCGCGGGCUGGGGCGGUGGCGUGGUCGCGCUGCAGUGGGGCGAUUGGGACGCAGUUGGGGCGCAGGCGUCAGCGGGGCUCUGUGGAUUGGCAGGCGCGCCCCAGCUUCCGGAGGCGGCUGCGCGGCAGCUGCGCGCCGUGCUGCGGCUUCAAGCAGACGCUGAGCGGCUGAGCAGCGCGGGCGACAGCGGCGGUGCAGCUGACGCCCUCACGGCCGCGCUGCGAGCCGCGGGCUGCCUCCCAAGGGGCCCCUGGGCGAGCGCGGCAGGCGCGACGGCGGGGCGGCCGCAGGCCGGAAUCCCGGCUGUGGUGGCGCUGGGCCCGCGGCACGUGCUGCGUCAGCGGCUCCUGGCGGCGCUGCUCAACGCGUGCGUCGCGGCCGGCGACAGGUGGUCAGCGGCGCUGGCGGCGGCGGAGGCGCUGGCGCCCUGCUACGAGGCCGCCUACCCGCGGGUGUGGCCCAACCUGGGCCUGCACCAUGCGCUGCUGGCAAAGCUGCAGAUGCUGCUGGAGCAGCCCGCGGCGGCGCGCGCCUCGGCGGAGCGGGCGGCCGAGAUCCUGAGGGUGACUCAUCCCCGAAGCGGCACUCUGGACGAGGUCCUGCGGAUACGGCUGGAGGCGGACCAGGAGCUGCUGCAGCAGUCGGCCCCGCAGCACCCACAGGUGUCCAACGCGCUCUUUGAGCCACCAGCGUUCCAGCCAUCCAAGCUUUCGGUGGAGUUCCUGCCAGGCGCCGAUGCGCAGGGCCCCGCUCCGCCGUGCGCGCGCCGCUACACCCUCACGCACAAUGACAUCACAGGCGCCCUGCAGCUGUCGAUAGGCGCUAAGUUCAACGCGCGCCAGGUGCGGAACCUGUACACCCGCGUGCUGCGCGACGAGGUGGUCGCCGAGUGGCGCUUUGGUGGCGGCACGGCGGAACAGCAGCCGCAGCAGCAACAGCAGCAGCAGCAGGAAGUACCGAUCGGCCUCAACGGUGGCACUGGCUCGGGCAAGGCACGGCGGCGGCGAGACAGCGGCAGUGGUGUGAGCAGCAGCGGCAGAGGGGGCGCGGCGGACCACAGGCCAUCGCUGCACGUUUUCUGCCACGUCAGCGGCGAGGAGCGGUGGCUAGCGCCGCCGCAGCUGCGCAACUUUAUUUUCAGGCGGGAAAUGACUCUGGUCCUCGACACGCUCCUGUUUGCGGACCAGGAGCUGCUGCGGGGCCACCCCUGGCUGCGGUCUGCGGACGUCCUGGUGCACUUCCAGUCGGCCCAGCCAGAUCUGGACGCGGUGGAGCACUGGGGCACUCUCGGCGACCGCACGUCUUGGCAGCGCCUGCCCAAGGGCGUGGCGGCACGCCUGCAGCUGCUGCUGGGCGGCUUCCCGGACGGGCGGCGGCUGCAGCGGCAGCCGUGCGGAGGGUUGUUGCUGGACGAAGGGGGCGGCCGCACGCGGCUGUGGGGUGCGGAGCAGGCGGCGGCGCUGGGCAAGGGUGGCGCGGCGCGCAACCGCGGCGUCAACAGCAGCGCCGCCGGUGCCGGCGCCAUGCUCUCUGUGCAGCCCAGUGCAGUCCCCCUCGUCGGUGCCAGCGCCGGCCUUCUCAAGGCUGCGGCUGAGGCCGCUGCCGAGGCCCAGGCCCAGGCCGCAGCGACGGGGCUUGGCCCGUGGCGCGUGGCCGGCGACGGCGCCCGCGACGCGUUCAGGGCCAGCCUAAGUAGCAGCCUCGCGAGCUCGGGCGGCUCCAGCGCAGGCGCCAGCGCCAGCAGGGCCAGCCCCAGCAGCAGCCUCGCGGGCGCUGGCGCCUCGAGCGCCAGCACCAGCAGUGGCUGCAUCACGGCCGCCAGUGACAUGACCGGGCCCGGCAGCGGCGCCAGCAACAGCGACGCCGGCAGCACCAACUUGCCCGCGGCCGCGGCGCCGCAGCCGCAGCCGCAGCCGCAGCCGCAGCCGCCGCCUGCGCCCCCGCCGCCGGUGCGAGUCACGGCCAGGCCGUCCACCGCCACGGGUCCGUCUGCGGGCUCGGGCCCCGCGGCCCCGCGCUCGCCCUCUGUGGCGGCGGCGGCCCUUGCUCAGCGCGCGAUGUACUCCGCUGGGUCGUACUGGGACGGCCGCUACUCCUCGCGCACCGGCCCCGCCCACUUUGACUGGUUCUUCUCGUACCACGCGCUGAGGCCGCUGCUGCGCGCCGCGCUCGCGCUGCCGGGCGCGCCCGCGCUGCAUGUCGGCUGCGGCAACAGCGACCUCAGCAUCGGCAUCGGCGAGGACGGCACGCCGGUCGUCAACACCGACAUCUCGCCGGUCGUCAUCGCCCAGAUGCGCGCCGAGGCCGCCACCUGGCCCGACGGCCCCGCGCGCCGCAACUGCAGCUGGGAGGUCGCCGACUGCCGCGCGAUGCCGCAGUUUGACGACGGCUGCUUCGGCGCCGUGGUGGACAAGGGCACGCUGGACGCGGUGCUGUGCAGCGGGACGGGCCUGGGGGACGCGCGCAACUAUGUGGCCGAGGCGCACCGCCUGCUGGCGCCUGGCGGCACCUUCCUGCUCAUCAGCCUGGGGCAGCCCGAGGCGCGCCUGGGGGUGCUGCGCGCGCAGCCGCGCCGCAGGCGGCCGUCGAGCGCGGAGGCGUCGGCGCCGGUCUGGGCGGCGGCGGGCGCCGGCGCAGGCGCUAGCGGGACCGCCGGCGCGGGCGCCAGCGCGGCGGCGCCUCUGGCAUUGCGCAUCGCUGCGCACAUGGCGGCAGCCAUGGAAUCAGCGCCCUCGGCCGUGCUGCCCGCUGCGGCGCCUGGUGGCGCGGGCGCCGGCCCGCCCUCCCCCGCCGGCGCCGGCGCCGCGCCCGGCCCUGGGCGGCGCGGCGAGGUGCGGUGGGCGCGCGUUCUGGUGUACCUCCUGCCCAAGCCCACGCUGUACCGCCAGACCGAGGAGCUGCUCGUCAGCCGCCGCUCCUACGACGGCGGCGCGGCAGCACAGCCACAGCAGCAGGACCAGCAGCAGCAGCAGCAACAGCAGGCGGCGCCCGCCCGGCCGGCGUCGCCGACGUGGCGCGGGCGCCAGGUGGGCAAGGACGAGCCGGUGGAAUGGCUGGGGCCUUUCGAGGUGGGGCCUGAGCUGGAGGAGGCGCUGACGUCACCGGGCGUCAACCCCCGCGACUUCUUCUUCGCGUACGCCUGCGCCAAGCCGCCGCCCGCGACGCCGCGCUCGCGGCGCGGGUCGGCGCUGUCCGGCGCCGCGCUGGGGCAGGCGCCGGUCGCGCGGCUGGCGUCGGGCGGCGACGGGGCCGGCGGCGCGGGCGCAGGGGUUGGGCUGGACGCAGCGGCGGCGAUCAAGCUGGAGCCAGGCGAGGCUGCGGGGGCGCCGGCCUCUGCACCCCAGGGCGCGGACUUGCUGCCGCGCACUGCUGAGUGA